AUGAUUAAGACAAAAGGUGUUUUUUUAAUUUUUUUAUUCUUAUUUUAUAAUAAAACUUAUUCUAAAAAAGAUAUUAAUAUUGGAUUUUUAUUUCCAAAAGAUUCAUUAAUUUUAAUAGAACAAACAGGAUUUAAUUUAUCUGGUGGUGUUGUUCCAUUAGCAUUUAAUGCUGUUAAAAAUCAACAUUUACUUGAUGAUUAUAAUUUUAAUUGUUAUGUUGAAUUUGAUGAAUGUAUUCCUUAUAUGGCAGCAGGAAAAACAAUAUCAUUAAUUAUGGAAAAAAAAGUAUCAACAAUAUUUGGUCCAACAUGUAUUGAAGCAUCUAUAAGAUCAACAUUAACAGGUAAAUAUUUUAAUAUACCAUCAUUUGUUUGGGGAACAGCUUCUACAUCAAAUAUUUUAAUUCAUAAUCGUUUUACCAGUUUAAUUCCACUUAAUUAUAUUUUUCCAACUAUAUCUUAUGCUACUUUAACACUUUUAAAUACAUUUAAAUGGAAAACUUUUGCUUUUAUUUAUGCUUCAAAUAUUUAUAAAAGAUGUACAUAUUUAAAGAAAGAUUUUCAAGCAGUUUUCAAUAGUGUAAAAUUUAAUGGUAAUAUUGUUUUUAUUCAUGAAAUUUUAAAUCCUGAAAGUAAUGAUGGUUAUAAUUUUUUUUCUAAAACUGUUAAAAGUAAAGCAAGAAUAAUUGUAGGUUGUUUUGAUAAUGAUAUAUGGAAAAGAAAAUUAAUGUUAUCAAUGUAUGAUAAUGGUUUAAAUUCAAAUGAAUAUGUUUUAAUUAUUAUUGAUCUUAAAAAUUUAGGUAUUUAUGCUAAUAAAAAUGAUGAAAAUGGUACACCAUAUAAAAUUUAUCAAGAUAUUGUUAUACCAAAAGAUAAAAGAGAUAGAAAUGCUUAUGAAAUUGCUAAAAGAACAUUAUUUAUUGAUUUACCACAUUUUCAUUCAGAUUCAUUAAAUAUUAAUGAUAAAAUACUUAAAGGAAUAAUGGAUUGGCCAUUUUAUUGUAAAGAAUGUUAUAAUUCAUCUUAUACUAAACCAUCAGCUUAUGGUCCAUAUCUUUAUGAUGCUAUAAUAUUAUGGGCAUCUAUUUUAAAUAAAACAUUAUCAAUUUAUGGUGAAAAUGCAAUUAAUAAUUCUAUAUUAUUUAAAAAACAUUGUGAAGGUAAAUAUGAAGGUAUGACAGGAAUCUUAAGAUAUACAAAUGGUUGUCUACGUAUGCCAACAUAUAAUUUAUAUGGUUUUGAUGCUGAUGGUAAUGAAAAUAUAUAUAUGAGUUUUGCAUUUGAACAAUAUAAUUUAUUAAAUGUUACAUUAUAUUAUAAUAAUCCUGAAAUAAGUAUUUUUGAAAAUUGGGAUAAUACAAUACCAUUAAAUGUACCAAAAUGUGGUUAUACAAAUAAUUUAUGUAAAAAAAAUAUAUUUGAACAGUAUAAAAGUAUUGUUAUAAUUGUAUCUAUUACUUUAGGAUUACUAAUAUCAGUAUUAUUUUUUAUUCUUGCAUAUUUUAUAUAUAAAUCAAAUGUUAAAAAAAAUUUUGAAUUAAAUAGAUGGAUAAUUUAUAAUACUCAAUUAACACAAACAACAAAAAAUGAUUUAAAUAUUAAUAAUAAAAUUAAUUCAAGUAUAUCAAAUUUAUCAUGUAAAAGUGUUUCAAACUCAAAUUCAAAUUCAAAAUAUAAUUUUUUUUUAUAUUUAAAUAAAGUAGUAGUUGGUGAGAAACAUAAUAUUAGAAUAACAAUAACAAAAGAUAUUAGAAAUGAAUUAAAUUGUAUAUUAAAUUUUAAUUGUACAGGAAUAAAUAAAUAUUUUGGUUGUUGUAUUAAUGAUUAUGAAGUAAUAUCAAUAUGGAAUUAUUGUAAUAGAGGAAAUUUAUUUGAAAUUUUACAAACUGAUUGUAAGAUGUUUGAUACAUUUUUUAGUAUAAGUUUAAUUAAAGAUUUAAUUAAAAGUUUGGUAUAUAUUCAUAAUAGUCCAAUAGAAUUUCAUGGUUCACUUACAUCAAAAAAUUGUCUUAUUAAUCAUCAUUGGCAAUUAAAAUUAUCUAAUUUUGAUUUAAAAGAACUUCGAAAAAAAUGUCCAAUAUCUUUAGUAAAUAAAUUAUGGAUUGCUCCAGAACAUUUAAAAAAAUUUGAAUAUGUUACAUCAAAAAAAGGUGAUAUAUAUAGUUUUGGUAUAAUUGUAAGUGAAAUAAUAACACGAAAAGAACCAUGGAAUUAUAAAAAUAGAAAAGAAAGUUUAGAAGAAUUAUUAUAUCUUAUAACUAAAGGUGGUAUUAAUAGACCAAAAUUUAAUUUAGAUAUUGAAAAAAAUAUAGAAGUUAAUUCAUUUAUAAUAGCAUUAAUAAAUAAUUGUAUUGAGGAAGAAAUUGAUAGAAGACCAUUAAUUCAUAAGAUAGAAAAACUUUUUGAAGAAACAUUUAAAAAUGAGUCAAAAAAUUUAAUGGAUCAUGUUUUUAAAGUUUUAGAAGAACAAUCAGUUACAUUAAAACAAGAGAUUGAAAAUCGUUCUCGUGAUUUGGUUGAGGAACAAGCAAAAAUUGAUUUAUUAUUAAAAAGAAUGUUACCACGUAGAGUGGCAGAAUGUUUAAAAUCAGGAAAACAUGUUGAACCAGAAAAUUUUGAAUCUGUAACAGUAUUUUUUUCUGAUUUAGUUAAAUUUACAAAUUUAUCAAAAAAAUGUUCACCAUUUCAAGUUAUUAAUUUAGUAAAUGAACUUUAUAGUUUAUUUGAUAAUGCUAUUGAAGAAUUAGAUGUUUAUAAAGUUGAAACUAUAGGAGAUGGUUAUUUAUGUGUAUCAGGAUUACCAGAAAAAAAUGGUAAUUUACAUGGUCAUGAAAUUGCUUUAUUAAGUUUAAAAUUUAUCCAAAUAUGUGAUAAUUUUUUUAUACCACAUCUUCCAAGUGAAAAAAUUAUGAUUAGAAUUGGUUGUAAUACAGGAUCAUGUGUUGCUGGAGUUGUUGGUUUAUCUAUGCCUAGAUAUUGUCUUUUUGGUGAUACAAUUAAUAUAGCUUCUAGAAUGGAAAGUAAUGGUAAACCAGGUAAAAUACAUAUAACUGAAUCAUAUUAUCAAUUAUUAAAUGAAUUAGGUGGUUUUAUAACAGAACCAAGAGGUGAAAUUAUUAUUAAAGGAAAAGGUGUAAUGUCAACAUAUUGGUUAAUAGAAAUGAUUGGUGAAUGUAAUAAUGAAUUAAAUUAA
Molecule: messenger RNA, 3192 nt
Organism: Strongyloides ratti
Lineage: Eukaryota; Metazoa; Nematoda; Chromadorea; Rhabditida; Strongyloididae
Product: Atrial natriuretic peptide receptor 1
Exons: 2
Coding region: 1-3192 (1063 amino acids)
Biological process (GO): protein phosphorylation; receptor guanylyl cyclase signaling pathway; intracellular signal transduction
Molecular function (GO): peptide receptor activity; guanylate cyclase activity; protein kinase activity
Source: RefSeq, a predicted model, not a curated record